GCCUGUUUGCUGGUACUGGCACCCGAAAUGGGCUCCACCCCGGCGGAGGCCCAGGUGUGCGACCCGGAGGACGUUCAGAGAGCUCCAGAGGGGGAGGGGAGCCGGGCGGAGGGCAGGAGCUGACUCGCUUUCCAAACCUCCGCCCAUCAGUCACCUCGCAGGGCACAACCUUGGGCGGUGCAGGCGGGCCCCAGCUCUCCGAACCCCACUCCCGCCCCACGAGGGUGAGAGGGAGGCAGCCAUCUCCCCAGGAAGAGCCAGGAAAAAGCCGGCGCACCUGGCCGCCAGGUCCCCGAGAGGGAGGUGCGCCCUGUCCGUCACCGCCUCCCUUGACCGAGAUUCCCCGGAACCCCCAGCCCCGGGAUCCCAGCGCCCCCGGAGGAAGCAGCCCGGUGGGGCCGGGGUCGUGGAGCCCCCAACCUCCCCACUGCCUGACAGAGACCGAGCUGGACCCGCCACCCGGGUGGGUCCUUCACUCGAGAUUUUAGCAUGAAGAGUUGUUUGCAGGCCUUUCUUGAGCCCCCCAGGUAACAACAGACCUGUUGGGUGCCCUGUGCACAUGCGGUGCCUGAGAGUCCGGUUGCUGGUUUUCUCAGUGUGGCACUAAGGAUCCUGUUCAGUGCAUCUACGGGUUUUUGUUGCGGUGGCGGCUGCCGCUUUUUAUUUAUUUUCUUUCUUUGAACCGGGCCCUGCCCUGCUCCUGCUGGCGCGAUGGCCCAGUCCAAAGCCAAUGGCUCACACUAUGCGCUGACCGCCAUCGGCCUGGGGAUGCUGGUCCUCGGGGUCAUCAUGGCCAUGUGGAACCUGGUGCCCGGCUUCAGCGCCGCCGAGAAGCCAACAGCUCAGGGGAACAAGACGGAGACCGGCAGCGGCAUUCUCAAGAGCAAGACGUUCUCCGUGGCCUACGUGCUGGUCGGAGCCGGCGUGAUGCUGCUGCUGCUGUCCAUCUGCCUGAGCAUCCGGGACAAGAGGAAGCAGCAGCGAGGGGAGGAGAUGACACACAUCCAGUAUCCGCCGGGGGCCGAGCCCCACACCCAGGAGGAAGACAGCCAGGAGGAAGAGGAGGAGGCUUCCUCCAGGUACUACGUGCCCAGCUACGAGGAAGUGAUGAGCACAGACCUCUCGGAAGCGAGGGGACCAAACCAGAGCCCGCGGAUGAGCAUCUCGCUCCCCUCCUAUGAGUCCCUGACGGGCAUCGACGAGACGGACCCCACGACAACCGGGGUCGACGUGGAGGGCGGCCUGCGGAAUCCCCCCGACAGGCAGAACUCCAAGUUGGCUAAACGCCUGAAGCCACUGAAAGUCCGAAGGAUUAAAUCCGAAAAACUUCACCUCAAAGACUUUAGGAUCAACCUCCCAGACAAAAAUGUCCCUCCUCCCUCCAUCGAGCCCUUGACCCCCCCACCACAGUAUGAUGAGGUCCAGGAGAAGGCCCCCAACGCCCGGCCGCCUGACUGAUGGCCCCUGUCUGGCACAUUCCCUCCUGUGACUCACCCUCCGCACCCACAGAACCCCAUGGAGCCACUCCAGCCAUAGCUGAGGAGCGGGGGACAGACGCUCACUGGGCAGUGUGGGUGCGGAGUCAUGUGGCUCUGGGGUGACUCACAUCCCCAGAGCCUCGUGCAGCAGGCACAUUGGAAAGAUGCUGGGGACGGUGUAAGCAUCUUCCCCAUCGUCCUUCCUCAACUGAAUCGUUGAUGACAACAGCCUCUUUCCGACCAGGAAAGGCCACCCAGCCACCGGUUUAGACUGUGGUUUUGUUUCGCUUUCACUGGGACUGUCUGGUUUGCUUUCUGCACUGGGGUCCUGAACUGUGAGCAGGAAACACGACUCGGGGCUGAAGAAAGGACUCGGGGCUGUUUGGCGAAUUAGGCAAAACAAAUGGCUGGGUGAUUACAUGGGGGUGAGGCCCAGGUAGGGGGUUCUCAGGGCCCGGCACGCGGAUGGUUCUUCGAGGGCCCAGGGUCUGAUGAUGGUCUUAACCGGUGUACUUUCCUAGUCUGUCCUAUGUAACGGCAGGAAAGGCCACGUUCUGUUCCUUCUAAAAUGCUGUGCCACUGAGCUUUUUAUAAUAAAAUAUUUUAUAUGU
Messenger RNA from Artibeus jamaicensis (Jamaican fruit-eating bat), 2089 nucleotides. RefSeq names its product transmembrane protein 51 (gene TMEM51). The record is from RefSeq and is a predicted model, not a curated record. Bases 712 to 1458 code for a protein of 248 amino acids. The transcript has 5 exons. Lineage: Eukaryota; Metazoa; Chordata; Mammalia; Chiroptera; Phyllostomidae.